UAGCAAUGAGUAAAACGCGAGACACCGACCGCGCCACACAGUUCCUCACCUGUUUCCUUACAAACCCACACUAUGGCAGCCUCAUUAAUGCAGAUGGCCAUGCUGAAGUGUGGACAGAUUGGAAUGAUAUGUCCAAGUUUUUCCAGUAUGGAUGGAGAUGCACCACUAAUGAGAAUGCCUAUUCAAACCAUACCCUGAUGGGCAACUGGAACCAGGAAAGAUAUGACCUGAGGAAUAUCGUGCAGCCCAAACCUUUGCCUUCCCAGUUUGGACACUAUUUUGAAACAACAUAUGAUACCAGCUACAAUAUAAAAAUGCCACUUUCAACCCAUAGAUUUAAGCGAGAGCCUCACUGGUUCCCAGGACAUCAACCUGAGCUGGAUCCUCCUCGAUACAAAUGCACAGAGAAGUCAACUUAUAUGAGUAGCUAUUCAAAACCUCAAAUUGGACAUCACUCUGCAUGUGUGUGUAGUCAUAAUAACUGCCCAUUUCAGGGUCUAGGAUUCUAAGGAAAAAUAAGAAGCUUCCUUUUUCCACAGAAUACAAGGGGGAACAUGUUUUAAGCAAACCUAAGAAUUUGGCAAACUAUGGCAUAGUUUCACUCUCUGAAUAAAGCACAGAAAAUGUUCUCUACCCUCUUUUAGCUAAGUUUUGGAUGUCAAAUUUUUGUUCGUUUGUUUGUUUUUGUUUUAUUGAUUAUGCCAUUACAGUUGUUCUAUUCCCCCCUUCCUUCCCCUCCACCCUGCACCCCCUGCCCCCACCAUUCCCCCCCUUUAGUUUAUGUCCAUGUGUCACACUUAUAAGUUCUUUAGCUUCUACAUUUCCUAUACUACUCUUGCCCUCCCCCUGUUUAUUUUCUACCUACCAUCUAUGCUACUUAUUCUCUGUACCUUCUCCCGCCUUCUCCUCCUCCCACUCCCCUGUUGCUAACCCUCCAUGAGAUCUUCAUUUCUAUGGUUCACUCCUGAUCUAGCUGUCCUCUUAGUUUGCUUUUGUUUUAGGUGUGGUUGUUAAUAACUGUGAAUUUGUUGUCCUUUCACUGUUCAUAUUUUUUAUCUUCUUUUUCUUAGAUAAGUCCCUUUAACAUUUCAUAUAAUAAGGGCUUGGUGAUGAUGAACUCCUUGAAUUUGAUCUUAUCUGAGAAGCACUUUAUCUGUCUUUCCAUUCUAAGUGAAAGUUUUGCUGGAUAGAGCAAUCUUGGUUGUAGGUUUUUGGAUUUCAUGACUUGGAAUACUUCUUUCCAGCCCCUUCUUGCCUGUAAGGUCUCUUUUGAGAAAUCAGCUGACAGUCUGAUGGGAACUCCUUUGUAGGUGACUGUCCCCUUAGCUCUUGCUGCUUCUAGAAUUCUCUCCUUCAUUUUAAUCUUGGCUAAUGUAAUUGUGAUGUGCCUUAGUGUGUUUCUUCUUGGGUCCAACUUCUUUGGGACUCUCUGAGCUUCCUGGAUUUCCUGGAAUUCUAUUUCCUUUGCCAGACUGGGGAAGUUCUCCUUUAUUAUUUGUUCAAAUAAGUUUUCCACUGGUGGUUGUUCCUUUCCCCCUUCUGGUACCCCUAUAAUUCAGAUGUUGGAAAGUUUAAAGAUGUCCUGGAGGUUCCUAAGUCUCUUCUCACUUUUUUGAAUUCUUGUUUCUUCAUAUUUUCCUGUUUGGUCAUUUUUUCCUUCCUUCUGAUUCACUCCCUUGAUUUGAGUCCCAGUUUCCUUUUCAUCACUAUAGGUUUCCUGUGCAAUUCCAAUCAUUUCAAUUAGUUUAGCCUUCAUAUGUUCCUCUAAUUUGUGACUAAAAUCAACCAGUUCUGUGAGCAUCCUGAUGACCAGUGUUUUGAACUGUGCAUCUGAAAGUUUUGCUAUUUCUUUGUUGCUUAGAUUUAUGGGCUCUGGGGCUUUGAGAUCUUCUUGAGCCUUUUUUGGUUUGUUCGUGCCUGUUAAGUAUGAGGAGGGGAGCCUUAAGUGUUCACCGGGGCUGGGCCGCCCAGUUCGCUGGGUUGUGACGCUGUAUGUGGGAGCAGGGUCAGAGUGGGGAAAUGGCGGCCCCCCUCUGCUGCCUCUGGCUGCUGGGGCCUGCUCCGUACCAUCUCACUGCCCACUCCCUUGCUGGUCUAUCUGUGCACGAAUGUGCACCACAGUCAACCCGCCGCCCUGUGCCCUCACUGGGUCCGCAAGUUGUUCACUGGGUUGCUCACUGGGUCGCUCACUGAGUCCACCCAUUGCAAACCCACACCUGGGAUACGUGCACCUGAGUUCAUCUGACCGAGUUUUCCUGUGCAACCCUGCUCUGCCGGCUGCUGGCUUCGCCGCUCUUACCGGUCAGGCCGAAGGAUUUGUUGUUACCAGACUUCCGAAAAGUUCAAUUUUCUGUGUUCUGGCUGUGUAUUCUGUUGCUAAUAUUUUGUUGUCUCUAAACUUGGUUAUGUGAGAAAGCACGGCAUCUCUACCUAUGCCUCCAUCUUGGUGGAAGUCCUACUGAAUGUCAAAUUUAAGUCGAUUACUUUUAUUAGUUAUUCCUUAAGGAUGCUGUAGAAAGGCAAUAAAAAAUUAUCUUUCAAAUCUUCAACCAAUCUGAUCUUCCCUGUCUUCCAUCAGAGCAAAAUUUAGUAAAACUUAGGCUACAUUUGGCUAGAUGCUCUCUGGAUAUGAGUCUGAUAGACAUGGUCGGAUAGUGUAACUUUAAUGUGAUCUUAAUGAACAUUCCUCUUAAGGACUAGA
This is a messenger RNA of Artibeus jamaicensis (Jamaican fruit-eating bat), 2701 nucleotides long. It is a transcript of the gene CFAP68, whose product is annotated as cilia and flagella associated protein 68. The record is from RefSeq and is a predicted model, not a curated record. Bases 6 to 509 code for a protein of 167 amino acids. Gene Ontology annotation, cellular component: nucleus. The transcript is spliced from 4 exons. Lineage: Eukaryota; Metazoa; Chordata; Mammalia; Chiroptera; Phyllostomidae.